This is a messenger RNA of Triplophysa dalaica, 5881 nucleotides long. Its product is annotated as sterile alpha motif domain-containing protein 3-like. The transcript has 8 exons. Lineage: Eukaryota; Metazoa; Chordata; Actinopteri; Cypriniformes; Nemacheilidae. Bases 1575 to 2966 code for a protein of 463 amino acids. The record is from RefSeq and is a predicted model, not a curated record.
AGGCAUAUCGGUAUGACCGUGUUGUCUUUGCAAUGUGAUCAUUGAAGGACAGCUGUUCAUCAAAUAUGACUCAGAGGUUCCUGGCUUUCUUGGAAUGGGUGAUUGUGGUAUUGCCAAGAUGGAUGUUGAAAUCGUGUUGGACCGUAGGGUGUGCCGGAAACACGAGUAGUUCUGUCUUGGCAGGGUUCAGCUGGGGGUGAUGGUCUUACAUCCAAGCUGAGAUGUCUUUGAGGCAGGCUGUAAUGCGAGCUGCUACAGUGGUAUCGUUUGGCUGAAACGAGAUGUAGAUCUGGGUGUCCUCAGCAAAACAGUGAUACGAGAAGCCAUGUGUCCGUAUUAUGGGUGGGAAAAACCAGCGGUCCAAGAACCGAUCCCUGAGGGACCCCAGGCAUCAAGUCGUGAGCAGUGGACAGCGAGCCCCACCAUGACACCCUGAAGGAUCUUUUGGAGAGGUAGGAUUUGAACCAGCGGAGAGGAGAGCCUGAGGGUCCUACACACAGAAAAAUAGGAGUACUGUUUUUGUAGCAAAAGGUACAUUUGCUACAAAAGUACCCUGUAAGGUACAGGGAAUAGUCCUUAAGGUUAUAUUUGUGGACCCUUGCUUAAUUCUAAAGGUACAAAUUAAUAUCUCACCGCAAAAGGUACGUGAUUGUACCUCAUAAGUUCAAAUAAUGCAGCACAUCAGUUAUCACAAAUGACCAGGAGGUGUCGGUCUUAAGUCUUUCCGGUCCUGACAAUCACCUUAAACGAAACAUGUUGGUUGUUGAUCGUCCGUUGUCAAAUUUAUUCACGGAAGAUUUAAUUCAAAAAAUAGUUGAAGCAGGAAUACAAGUUACUGAAGAAGAGUCAAGAAAAUUCAGGGGUAAGUAACCAUACCUUGAUUUUUGGUUUUCGGUCUCGUUCAUGUUAACGUUACUUUCAGCCAUUACCCAUUUUUAGCAUCAACUCCAAUGGUUGGAUCGUAACUUACACGAAGCAGCUAUUAUAAAGUAUUUAAAAUAUAAAUAAAAUAAAAAAGCAUUGUUCUUGUAUUUUAUGCUUUGCCGUUCAUUUCUAAGCCCCUGCUAAUUAGGCAGAGCAACCCGUUUUUUCCCCGCGCAGAAUGCUGAGGUAAAUCCGCUUAAAUCGGGUACUGCUUAUCUUUAUGUACGUUAUCUUAUUAAAUGAUUUUUAAAUGGGCUUGCUUUGUAACCUUAGUCGAUCCAGUAUUUUAUGUUGACUUACUCUUUGUAUUGCAAGUUCUAAGUUACAUUUAACAUAUUCUCUUUAUAGUGAAAUUGCUUCGAAAUGAACGUAUGCCGGUUCUUAUCUUAACCGGUUUAUGUGGUAGCUUUAAUUUAAAACUUUAGAUUCCAGGGGAUAGACACCUGCCCUGUAUUUAAUGGAUUAACAUUAGCUAAUAUGCAUUACACGCGUGCGUUUUCUUUUUUUUCAUGGCCGAAUAUAUGUCCCAUGUAGAUGAUGUUAGUUAAACUAAAAUCCGCCAUUUUUUAAAUUUCAACAGUUCUCGUCUUUUCCGACCAUGUGUGCGUGUGUGUUUACAAAGUUGUCUUAGAACUGCGUUGUAAUUGUGCAUGUGUUUCCUAGAAAAUGACAUAGAUGGAGAAACAGUGGAUUGUGGACUCACUGAAGCCAUGGUUGGAUACCUUUUUGAUGGUUCUUUCAAAAAGCAAAUAAAAUUUCAACAAUUUGUGCGCCAGUACAAGGAGGCCGAGACCAUUGUUAUAUUAGAGCCAGUACCAGUUGGAGUCGCCAACUCUACGGCAGAGCUCCAACCUACUCCUUCGAAUGACUCAAGUGGUGAACCAGCUCACAAGAGACUACCUGUUGUGAUUGUUAUUCCAACCUUCCCAAAAGAUGUGCAGACGAGGCUUGAUGCUAAAGAAUCAUGUCAGAAAGUGCCAAAAAUACGUCAUAAAAUAAUUCGUGUCCUUUAUGAAAUUAUGGCUGAAUACACUAUGUAUCCAACCAAUGCAGAGUAUAUCCAAGUUGCCAAGGCACUGAUCGUGAAAUACCCUUUUUUAAGAGAUAAGGAGGGGAAUGGCUAUCACACCUGGCACAUGUCUCUAAAGCGAAAAUAUAAAGCAGAACGAGCACCACUUGUCAGCGACAGUGAAGUCAGAAAGUUGAAAGAGAAGUUUGGUCACAAAAACCAGUCUAAAGCUACCAGUGCAUCUUCAAGGUUGUGUCGAAAGCCAGCUAGUGUAGCAAGUGAUAUUUGUGUUGGGGAGGAUUUAAUGUCUGUUGAGGCCCACGUGAAGGUGCUACAAAGUGAGUGUAGCAAGACCCAUCCAGAUGUAUCGUCUGUCAAAGACCUCAUGGCCCGAACAUUCUCAUGGAGACGUCGUGAAGUCACGGAAGGGAUGCCUGUGGACGAUGUACUAAAAAAAUACCCAUACUUAAGAAUGCCUUCUGGAUUGUUUAAUGAGGUUGACCAAAUUCAUCCUUCGACAAGCAGCUUCUGUGCUCGCUUUAGAGAUUGCUUCACCGCUGUUCUGCCAAACGUGCUGAAACUUGCCAAGGGACAAUCUCACCUAACAAAACAUUACACUGACGCAAGACAGGAUGCCCUGGCUGAAGAUCUACCAGGAAUUGACUUGAGAGCUGGACUUAUCUUUCUGCCAUCUAUCUUCAGAGAAAAGAUUGAACACUUGAUCACUGUAGGAGAGGGAGACCCUGCUACACCCUAUCCAACCAUACAGCUGAUGGACAAUGACUGGAUAAUGGCAAUCAGUGGAAGAGGUUUCAGUGUGGUGAAAGUCGAUGGAAUAGCCGUGUGUCAGUGUACCAGCAUUGAUGAAGCCUUUAUAACAGCCUUCAGUAUGUAUUUUGCCUUCAACAUUGCAUAUCCAGUGCACCUGAAAAACACACUGACCUUCCUUCAGAGGUGCAUUGUCAGUAUCGUGGAAGAGGGAGAAAAGCCCCUGCCAGUAACUUUACUCCGAAAGAUUAAUCUUCUGUAUUAGAUUAUAAUGCCUCAACUGUAUCAGUGCCCAAAGUGCACUCGAAGAACGUUCACUCUUACAAAGUUAAUCCAGCAUGUUGGAGUAGUUCAUGCACAUCAACCAAAUUUUUGUAUUACCUGUGGUGUAGAUGAUUGCCAAUCAACUUUUUUCCGAUUCCAUUAUUUUCGAAAACACAUGUACAGGAAGCACAGAUGCAACAAAAAUGACUCAACAAUGCCCUGUCUCAGUGAAGAGUCCACAGUACAGCAAAACAGUUUAGAUUUGGAUCAGCAAAAUUCUGAGACAGAUCCGAGUACUUCUGAUCCACAAGUCGUUGAGCCACAUUUUGAUAAAUUUUUUGAAGAUUUUAAAGAUAAUUUGUUUAGAUUCAUUCUUAAAUGCAGAGAGAAAAACCUUCUACACUUGUCGGUCCAACAAGACAUUACUGAUGAUGUCAAAUUUCUCUUUUGCUUUUUCAAAGAAAACUAUGAUUCAUUUAUUUCUUACCAUCUUGAAAAAAGUGGUUUUAAUAUCUCCCAGUGCCCUGAACUUCAGCAGGUUUUGCACUCAUCUGAUUUCUUUGAUAAAGCAUAUGAGGUUGUUCGUUCUCCACAUAUGAUUAAAGAACACUGUAAGACCAAGAUGGAUUAUAUAGAACCAGUACACUACACACUGAGAGGCUCUUCAGGGCAAAAAAUAGGAGCCUAUUCUUAUGUUCCUAUCUCUGAAGUUUUAAUAAAAUACUGUUCUCAUGAAGAUGUCUGGAGUCAAAUAGUAUUUGAAAAUAACAAGGUCAGAGAUAAACAGUUUCUAAUGGACUAUAAAGAUGGUCUUUAUUUUAAAGAACAUUUGUUUUUCAGAGAGCAUCCAGAUUCUUUAAGGCUUCAUUUAUAUGAAGAUGAAUUUGAAAUAUGUAACCCUUUAGGCUCAAAGAGAACUAAGUAUAAGUUGUGUGCAUUUUACUACACUGUUGGGAAUUUAAGUGGAAAAUAUCGAUCUCAACUAAAGCACAUUCAUUUGGCUAUGUUGGUUCGUUACUCACAUUUAAAACAAUUUGGUAUGGAUGUAAUUUUAAAACCAAUGAUUGAGGAUUUAAAACAACUCUCGACUGAGGGCUUCUCUCUAAAUGUGUGUGGAUCAGAACACAAAGUUUAUGCAGCUUUAGCAACCUUUUCUGCUGACAACCUGUCAGCUCAUUUGAUUGGUGGAUUCCGCAUGUGUUUUCACACAGGACGGAUUUGUCGUUACUGUAUGGCAUCCCAUUCAGAAAUUAAUCUGAAGUUCCAGGAAGAUAGUUUUGUUUUGAGAACAACAGAAGUUCAUGCAUACCAUCUUCAGUGUGUCCAGCUUAACAAGGAAAAUGUUUCUUUGUAUGGUGUAUGUGGCAUUAGUUCAUUUGAUGCACUAGGUUAUUUUGAUGUGACAAAGUCUUUGCCUCCAGACAUCAUGCAUGAUAUGUUAGAGGGAGUUUUUCCACUGACAAUGAAGCUUGUAAUUUGUGAAGCUCAUAGACAAAAGCAUAUUACUAUAAAUGAACUAAACGAAGAGAUUCAAAAAUUCAGUUUUGGUCAAAACGACAAGGCCAACAAGCCUGUGCUGUUAUCUGAACGACUUUUACAAGCUUCAGGGAUAGUAGGAACUGCUUCCCAAAAAUGGUGUCUUUUUAGAUUGUUGCCAUUUCUGAUGGGCCAUCGUAUUCCUUCUGGCAGCAAAUACUGGCAUGUGUUUUUAUUGUGCAGAGAGAUUGCAGAUGUUGUUAUGGCUGAUAAAUUGAAGAAAGAUGAACUACCAUAUCUAGAAUUUCUUGUACAUGCAUUUCUUUCUGAAAUGACAGAUAUAUUUGGUAAUGUUUUAACACCUAAAUGUCAUUACCUCAUACAUUAUCCAAGAUUAUUGUUGAUGUAUGGUCCACUUCGUUCUCACUGGUGCAUGAGAUUUGAAGGCAAGCACCAAUAUUUUAAAAAAUUGACACAUAAUUGCCGAAAUUUUGUAAACAUUACAUUCACACUGAGCAUUCGUCAUCAGUUUAAACAGUGCUGGGAAUUUUCACCGGAUAAUAUUUUGGGUGAUUUUUAUAGGGUGCCAGGCAAAAGCGUCUGCACACCAUUUUUUUCUCUUCCCACGGAUCUUCAGACUGCUUUUAGAGAAAAUUGCAACUUUAUAGGUGUAGAAUUUGAGGGCAAAGAAAUUCAGCGUGUCUCUCAAAUGACUGCAAAUAACAUCAAGUAUGCUGUUAAAGAUGUGUUUGUAAUAGAUCUUUUACAUGUUGAAAACAUUCCUGUUUUUGGGCAGAUCAAAUACAUUCUUAAAAUUAAUACUGCGUGGGUACUUUGCAGUAAAAUCUUGCUUCCGUUGUCCUUUGACUCACAUUUUCAUGCAUAUCGUGUAAAAGUAGACAGUGACUGGAUUUUGCUCAAACCUGGAAAUGAGUUAGACCACACGUCACUUGACACGUACUCAGUUGAUGAUAUUCUUUAUGUUGGAUUAAGGCAUUUAUUAUAGAAGGUUUUAAGAUUUGACAGUAGAUGUAUUGAAUGCUUAGUGUGAAUUAGUAAACAGAACUUUUCUUCCCCUUUACACACGCCAUUGAUGCAUUCUGUCCAGAUGUGUGUAACUGGAUGUGGUAAACUGCUUUAGAAUUUUGGAUUUGAAGCUGAUUAAUGAAGUGCUCCUUAUGCCUGAUGCUUUCAGUUUUGUAUUUUUAAUUCUAAAGGUUUUUAACACAUCUUGUUUGUUUAUUUGAUAUUGUUAAUUGUUGGUUGUUUUACCAAUUAAUGCGUUUCACUUAGGGGGUAAUUUGAUACAAAGAACUUUGUUCUUUAGUUUUAAAAUUCUUAAAAUAUGAACUGCCUUUGUGCUUAGUUUUGUAUAUUUUAAUUGUAUGACUGUUCUGUACAUUAUACUUUGUACAAAAAUUUGUGAAACAUGCAAUUAAA